This is a messenger RNA of Annulohypoxylon truncatum, 2297 nucleotides long. RefSeq names its product DUF1752-domain-containing protein. Gene Ontology annotation, biological process: negative regulation of transcription by RNA polymerase II; regulation of nitrogen utilization; mitochondria-nucleus signaling pathway. NCBI's taxonomy places the organism in Eukaryota, Fungi, Ascomycota, Sordariomycetes, Xylariales, Hypoxylaceae. The transcript has 2 exons. Gene Ontology annotation, cellular component: cytoplasm. The record is from RefSeq and is a predicted model, not a curated record. The coding region runs from base 473 to 2209 and encodes 578 amino acids.
CUUACCCGCUCCCUUCUUCCCUUCUCAGGAACAUAACAUCAUGAACCACGCAAGAGUUUAACACACUCUUAAUAAAAAUCAGUGUUUAAUAACGUCGCCGGCGGUUGUAGCAUUGAUCACGACCCAGCAUUAAUCGAACUUCCAGGGCAUAUCCAAGCUUGGACAGUAUCAUCUAUACGGCGAGCACGCAAGCAACCCAUAUAUCAUCGUCACCAGUUCUCGGCACCUUUCAUAGGAUCCUCCCGCCGAAUACACCUUCACGUCUCGACGAACAUACGAGAACUUUCUCGCAAACCCACAUCUACAAGUUCACUUCGGUGCCGAUUAUCUUCGAGAUACCCUUGGAGAAGUGUAACAAUUCGUCUACUUACUCAAUUCGAUAUUCGCGAUCGCUUUCGCGAAACCAUCCGCCACCAUACAUCCUCAAUUCAGCCAUAGUCUGCUCCAGCAGCCGAGCAGCGAAUUCGAAGGCAUGCCUUAUAAGGCUGAGGGUCUAGUCCUAACCGUGGACCCGAACGUCAUUCACAAGGUCGACACAAACAACCCUCAGAACCUCUUUAGCAUGUGGACUGUGUUUUCUAGAUGUGCCGACUCAGUUGAACAAGGCCGAAGAUUAGAGAACCUCAGUUGGCGAUUGUGGAACAGAGAGACCUUUUGCUGCGAAGCCAAAGGACUUCCCGCCGUCACUGCUACCACAUUACCGAAGGACAUUCCCGCACAACAACAAAUAUCAGACGUACCCCAAUUAUCGGGGAGCGUUGACUCUAUCGCUGACGAAGAAGCAAUCGAUUUCACUGCAAUUUCCGAUCCCGUCGAGAUCCUCCGACCUCGAAUCGUUCGACAAGACUCUUGUGCCAGCAGCCGAAGCAGAGGCCGCGAACGGCAUAUUACCUCAGACCAUCUUGAGAAGAUGGUUGUCUCCAUCAUCCAAGAGAAGGAGCCGAACUUGGCUCCUCUCCCUGAUAUGAGCUCUCCCUCAGUCGAGUCGUCCAUUGCGGACCACAUCCACUCCUCCCCAGAAGCAGAUCACACCCCUGCUACGCAAGUUACCGAGUCUGCGUGCGAAUCUGUCAACUCUUCGUCUGAAGCGUCUUCGCAGGCGAAAUCCACCGAGAUCCCUGCUACUACUGUCAUCCGAGGUUUCUCACCAUCACAGAUCCCAUCUUUUCGCGUUUCCCACGAGCCUAAGCUCGCAGCGCAAAGCCCCAUUCCUGAACCGCAAUCCUCUCCCGCCCACAAGCCGGUGCAGCCUAAGAAGCAAGGUGCGAUGUUCAAGAUCGGCGACUCUUCUAGUAACGAGUCUUCGCCCCAGAGCCUAGAUACGCGCAAGCCCGUGCCUCCACCUACCAAGAGACCCAUGUUCGAGGUAGGCGUCGGCUCCUCUGGAGAAGAUGAGGGUUCUUCCCUGAAGAGCGCUAUGCACUCUUCUCGGCAAGGUUCCCUCCUUAGUGCACAGAAGAAACAGACGUCGUUCAACAACCACAUCUCAACGCGGACAAUACAGACUCCUAGCGACCAGUCGGACAGCUACAUGGAUGAGAGUGCCAUUGACGAUGACGACGAGGACUCGGAGUGGGAGGAUUCUAUUGAGGAGAGCGGCAAGUCUAGUGUAGAUGAUGCUGUUACAUUCAAGCGGGUGCCAUCGAAGCCGAAUCUUACCUCUCAGCGAUCAUUGAUCAGCCUGAUGUUUGCCGGACAAGAAGAGCGAGCCAAGGGUCUCAGCAACUACGCCUCUCAUUCGACUCCCGCCAUCCCUCAACGUGCACGGGCUUUACAAAACCCAUCAAACAUGAACGUCGUCUCUCCCAACGAUUCUGACAACGGCCUCGAGAUGAGAAGGGGGGUACGGCAUACGCCACUCAAGCCUAUUACCGAAGUUCCUCGGUCUAGCGCGCAGCCCAUCAUGACAAACCAGCAGACCCACCACCACCACCAAGCAGCUUUGUCGCCUAGGACGACCAGAAGAAACAUGCUCGCUACGGAAUUGACCGAGUCGCUUCGUCGUCAACUCUUAUGGGAACGACAACAGAAGACAUCGACUGCCAAUGCAGUUCUCAAGCGACGUCACACCUCACUUGACGUUGCUAACUUAAAACAGUACCCUGAAAAGGCCUAUAUGGCCAAGGGUAGGGAGGAGCCCAACUCGAGCAGCUGGAACCAAUAUUUCAGCCGCGACGACUUCGGUGGAUACCAUGCGCAAGGCUGGUAAUUUUUCAAAUUAUUGCGGACAUUUUCGGACAUACCCUGGAUCGAAGUGCGGGCGAAGCACUCGACGGCAGAUCUCAGACUGCCCUGUA